Molecule: messenger RNA, 378 nt
Organism: Panicum virgatum (switchgrass)
Lineage: Eukaryota; Viridiplantae; Streptophyta; Magnoliopsida; Poales; Poaceae
Product: chaperone protein DnaK-like
Exons: 1
Coding region: 1-378 (125 amino acids)
Molecular function (GO): ATP-dependent protein folding chaperone; ATP binding
Source: RefSeq, a predicted model, not a curated record
AUGGAGGGCAGCAAGCCCAUUGUCGUCACCAACGCCGAGGGCGUGCGGCCAGAUCGCCUCGUCGGCCAGAUCGCCAAACGCCAGGCCAUCGUCAACCCCGAGAACACCUUCUUCUCCGUCAAGAGGUUCAUCGGCCGCAAUAUGUUCGAGGUCGACGACGAGGCCAAGCAAGUGUCUCGCCGCCGCCAUCGUCAUCGUCCACAGGCCCACCUCGCCGUCGUCGUCCGCGGGCAGCCUGGCAGUGCCAGCCGCGCCCCGCUGCGGUCCUGCCUGGCUGCGCCCCGCCACGGCGGCUGCUCCUCGCCAUGGCCGGUCUUCACCAUGCCAGCUGCUCCCCGCCGCGGGGAGCACCUCGCCGUCGUGGUCCGCCGGCCAUAG